This is a messenger RNA of Neodiprion virginianus, 2181 nucleotides long. RefSeq names its product ras-related protein Rab-14 (gene Rab14). Gene Ontology annotation, molecular function: GTPase activity; GTP binding. Gene Ontology annotation, biological process: Golgi to endosome transport; phagosome maturation; endocytic recycling. The transcript is spliced from 7 exons. The record is from RefSeq and is a predicted model, not a curated record. Lineage: Eukaryota; Metazoa; Arthropoda; Insecta; Hymenoptera; Diprionidae. The coding region runs from base 232 to 888 and encodes 218 amino acids. Gene Ontology annotation, cellular component: phagocytic vesicle; recycling endosome; Golgi apparatus.
CAUCGGUCGUUGUUGCCUGAUCUCAGUGUAGUCUGCCAUAUUGUCUGUGGUAUACAAGAUUGAUAAAUAAUUCACUACACCACAAACAAAAAUUGUUCAUAUCGUAACGAAAUUGAAACUGCCGGGAAAUACGUGAUUCCCAGCAAUAACAGCCACCGAAAAUCAAGAAAGGGCAAAUCUCUUAUAGUCGUACGAGGAAAAAAAUACACGUGAAAACACAAAGAUAUCGAGAUGUCGGCAGGACCGUAUAAUUAUUCUUACAUAUUUAAGUACAUCAUAAUAGGUGAUAUGGGAGUGGGAAAAUCAUGCUUGCUUCAUCAGUUCACUGAAAAAAAAUUUAUGGCAGAUUGUCCCCAUACAAUUGGGGUUGAAUUUGGGACAAGAAUCAUUGAGGUUGCUGGACAAAAAAUAAAGCUUCAGAUAUGGGAUACUGCUGGUCAAGAACGAUUCAGAGCAGUAACUAGGUCAUACUAUCGUGGUGCUGCUGGGGCAUUGAUGGUAUAUGAUAUCACUCGCCGUUCUACUUAUAAUCAUUUAAGCAGUUGGCUAACAGAUACCAGGAAUCUCACAAAUCCCAGCACUGUGAUAUUCUUGAUUGGAAAUAAAUGCGAUCUCGAAGGGCAGCGUGAUGUUACUUAUGAGGAAGCUAAGCAGUUCGCCGAUGAAAAUGGCCUCAUGUUCGUAGAAGCUAGUGCUAAAACAGGACAUAAUGUAGAGGAAGCAUUCUUGGAAACUGCAAAAAAAAUAUUCCAGAGCAUACAGGAUGGCAGACUGGAUCUCAACGCUGCAGAAUCUGGAGUACAGCAUAAUCCAAGUCAACCUGGACGUACCAACUUACAAGGAGUUUCUAGUGAACAACAAGGAGGAAAAGAUUCUUGCUCCUGCUAGGCCGUAGGUUUCUGUAUAUAAGUCCACUAAUUCAUUAAUGGUAAUGAUGCAUGUAUUAUUUACAUUAACUUCAGCAAUUAGUGGUCCUGUUGGAUAUUACGUUUUUUUUUUCUACUCUCUGUUUUUCAUAAGGGAACUAUGCGAAGCACAGAAAACCAUGCCGAAUGAAAGGUUUUUUUUUUAAAUUAAUAUUAGCACGAUUAACCGUUCACACGUUAUACGCGAAUUUUUUCACACUAAGCCUGCCCUUGAAUUCUUUGUUUGAACAUUGUGUAAAAAAUGUAAAACGUAUUGUCUGGUUAAUGUGUAUAUGGGCACCACGGAGUAGCACUUAGUAGGGCCUAAUACAUUAUGCACGAUUUCUUUCCAAUCCAAUAAUAUACUGCUUAUUAAAUGAUUUUGAGAAGGUUUGGGAACUUCAACUUCAGUAUGUAUCAUCCGCGUAGAAGUAAUAUAAAAAUUGUUCAAGUUGUUACACAGAAUUCGUUGUGCGUAAGGGAAAUUUUUUUAGAUUUCGAGGAAACUUUCUACAAUAGCCACUAUAUUGUGAUAAGUAAUGAUUAACCAGAGUAGAUGAAGAAAAUAAAUAAUCACGUCAACGCUAAAUUAUAUUACUUAGCUCGGACUCAACCAUCUACGGUUAUUUUCAUUUAUACAAUGUUAUUACAAAUACUUUCUCUUGUAAAAAUAAGCUGCAGAUUUAAUGGGUGUUGACUUGAUUAGACCGUUGUGCUACAAUACCCUGUUACUUUUGUGAGACACAGGUGAAUUUACAUGUUGAUUUUAUAACUGGAGGUCAAUGCUUUGGGAAUUGGUAUAAAUUAGUUCAAAUGGUUUCAUAUUAACACAUUACAGUAAUGCUAACGUGAACUUUUUUGGUCAACUAAAAAUGGGCAUUGAUAAACAGAAGAUUUUUUGAAAAAAUAAUAACAAACCUAUUUUUAUCCUUAAACUGCAAUUCCAUAUUUCAAUCGUAGUGGAAACCAUGCAUAGCUUUGGCCUGCUGUUAUAAGUUAUUACUUGAUAACGUUCCACGUAUCAUUAGUAUAUAUAUAUAUAUAUAUAUAUAUAUAUAUUAUAUAUAUACGAUAUAUGUAUGUAUGAUCUAAAUAGAUAUUUGAUAUUAAUAGAGAGAGCGUAAGUUCUCACGAAUCUUAAACAAAAAAGAAACUAUUGAUUCUAUUUAUUAUAACGAUGAUAAUUGAUAAGUAUCAGUAUGAUUAUUAUUAUGAUAAAAAUAAAUUAUGUAAAUAAAACUUUCCUGAUAUUACAGGUAUACAUGGUAUGGUAUUA